CCGCCCCGCCGCGCAGACCUAGGUUUACGGAUUCCGUGGGUCUUGUCAGCUCUUCUGGUUGACUUGCUCUGAGUGUGGAGGAGGAGACUAGUGAGAAGACCCUCUCGUCUUGAGGUUUUCUGUUCCGUGCCACAGCCCGUGCGUCGGUCCGCGGCAGUUUAACCCUCCCGGGUGCCGCUCCUUUAUGGGCCUGUCGCGAGUUCUGAGCGACCCUAAGAACUCUGGGCUCUUGCCACAGCAGCGGCCACUGCGGCUCCCGGGCCGCUGCUCACUUCGCUCCACCCCUCGCUUCAUCCGGCUCAGAUCUCGGGGAGCCGAGCGGAACGGAAUAGCGCGGCGGAUAGUAGCGGAAAGGCCGUGAGUGAGUGAAGUUAAGUCCGGUCUAGCAGAACUCAGUGGGCCGAGCCACACCGAAUAGCACGGAGCAGGGAUCAAGUGGCGGCUGCCACCAUGAAGCGGGACCGGCUCGGCCGCUUCCUGUCUCCUGGAAUGGCUCGGCAGCGCGGGGGUUCGGGCGGCAGCUGUGGAAGCGGUCGGACUCGGGGUCGCCCUUCUCGCACCGGGGGAGCGAGCGCUGACGGGGCAGCUGCCCAACUCAGCUGGGGCUCGACGCGCUCCUGCGGGGACACGGGCGAGGACGGGACAGACGAAGCAGGAGCAGGACGAACUCUUGCUAUGGGGCAUUGUCGCCUCUGCCAUGGGAAGUUUUCCUCACGGAGCCUCCGAAGCAUCUCUGACAGAGUGCCUGGGGAGACCUCAGAGAGACUGUCCCCAGGGGAGCGUGUCUUCAUUAGGGACUUCCAGCGUCUGCUGGGUGUUGCUGUGCACCAGGACCCAGCCCUGCCUCAGUUUGUCUGCAAGAACUGCUACACCCAAUUCUAUCAGUGCCAUAGCCUUCUCAGGUCCUUCUUACAGAGAGUCAAUGUCUCCCCAGCUGGCCAGCGGAAGCCUUGUACAAAGGUUGGUGUUCAGCCUCCCACAGUGGCAGAGGAGGGAGCAUGCAUGGCUGAACUGAUCACCUCCAGCCCUCGAUGUCUGCACGGCUUGGUGGGCUGGGUGCAUGAGCAUGCAGUCAGCUGUGGGUCGCUACCCAGCCUCCAGAGGACACUAUCCUCUGAGUACUGUGGCAUCAUCCAGGCUGUGUGGGGCUGCGACCAGGGCCACGACUUCACCAUGGACACAGACUCCAGCUGCAGGGCUCUCUUUCUGGACAAUGCGUUAGCAGUGAAAUGGGCUUGGGGCAAGGAGAUAUCACCACAGCUGGCCCAGAACUCAGAGUCAAACCCCACAGGAGCUGCCUCUCAGCUCUGCCAGGCCAGAGAAACCCAAGUUGGAUCUGAGACCAAGACACUGCCCAGUGUGGAUGUGGCCCUGCUGCACUCACAUGGAGACUCUGUGGGACCUGGGCUAGGCCCCUGUACACAGCCAAACUUGGCUCCCAGUGAGGCCCCAGGGCAACUGGGUGAGACGCAGGUUCCAUCGUCAACCUCGGAUGAUCGGGUAAAAGACGAGUUCAGUGACCUUUCUGAGGGAGAUUUCCUGAGCGAAGAUGAGAAUGAUAAGAAACAAACCCCACAGUCCUCGGAUGAGUCCUUUGAGCCUUACCCAGAAAAGAAGGUCUCUGGUAAGAAGAGUGAAGGCAAAGAAGCCAAGAGGCCUGAAGAGCCCAAAAUCAGAAAGAAGCCUGGGCCCAAGCCUGGAUGGAAGAAAAAGCUCCGCUGUGAGAGGGAGGAGCUACCCACCAUCUACAAGUGUCCUUACCAGGGCUGCACAGCUGUAUACCGUGGGGCUGACGGCAUGAAGAAGCACAUCAAGGAGCACCAUGAGGAGGUCCGGGAAAGGCCCUGCCCACACCCUGGCUGCAACAAGGUAUUCAUGAUCGACCGAUAUCUGCAGCGACAUGUGAAGCUCAUCCACACAGAGGUACGCAAUUACAUCUGUGAUGAAUGUGGGCAGACCUUCAAGCAGCGGAAGCACCUUCUUGUCCACCAGAUGCGCCACUCGGGAGCCAAGCCACUGCAGUGUGAGGUGUGUGGGUUCCAGUGCAGGCAACGAGCAUCCCUCAAGUACCAUAUGACCAAACACAAAGCAGAGACUGAGCUGGACUUCGCCUGUGACCAGUGCGGCCGGCGGUUUGAAAAGGCCCACAACCUCAACGUGCACAUGUCCAUGGUACAUCCUCUGACCCAGACCCAGGACAAAGCCCUGCCUCUGGAAGCAGAGCCGCCACCUGGGCCUCGGAGCCUCUCUGGGACCAUGGAGGGCCAGGCUGUGAAGCCUGAACCUACCUGAGAACUGCAGAGCCUGCCUUCCCAUACUAUUCCAGGGACACAUGGCAUCUCACCUGUUUCUGUCAACUGGAAGAGCAUCAGCCAGGACAACUUCCUUCUUUCCAAGCACAUGAGGACCUCGGCACAGAUGUCCACGGCCUUCAGAUACUCAGCAGUGUCCUGGGAUCCACAGAAGAACCCUCAGAAGAGCUGAGGAGGUGGGAAGCUAAUCUUUGUGCUUCCUUUUUACUUUGCAAAGUCUAAAAGUGCUAACACAAGCUGAACAGAGGACCACAACCCACCAGGUUGCUGUGCCAAGCUCAGGAGCAAGACCUCAGAAGGAAAACCAAACAACAAACAGAGCCUCAGAUACCCAGAGAUCUGAAGUGAAGUCUGAGUGGAACUUAUUACCUGGAGUUCCUGCCCAGCCAGGGUUGCAGAGAAAAGGCUACCUCAGCUGAAAGGUCUGACUUACCUGUUGGGUCAGAUAGGACGAGAGUAGACCCAUCAAGGAAAAGAAGAGGAGGGUGAUCAGUAGCUAGGAGGAAAACAGUUAUUACAUGAGUCACUAACACUCUAGAUUGAGGCCCUUGGCUAGAGCCUAGGGCCUCAGUGGAUCUCAGGAGGGGGAAAAUCCUAACUCACUUUUUUUUCAAACUCAUUUCAGCAAUCUUCCUGUCACAGCCUUCUAAGUGCUAUGAUUGCUAGUAUGAACCCACUACACCAGGCUUACUAUCAUUUAGGAGCUUAUGUCAGAAUAAAUUAUGGCUGAUAGGGUAUUUUUAAA
Messenger RNA from Mastomys coucha (southern multimammate mouse), 3057 nucleotides. RefSeq names its product zinc finger protein 276 (gene Znf276). The coding region runs from base 451 to 2292 and encodes 613 amino acids. The record is from RefSeq and is a predicted model, not a curated record. The transcript has 12 exons. Gene Ontology annotation, cellular component: chromosome; kinetochore; nucleus. Gene Ontology annotation, biological process: regulation of transcription by RNA polymerase II. Gene Ontology annotation, molecular function: zinc ion binding; chromatin insulator sequence binding. NCBI's taxonomy places the organism in Eukaryota, Metazoa, Chordata, Mammalia, Rodentia, Muridae.